This is a messenger RNA of Nematolebias whitei (Rio pearlfish), 2012 nucleotides long. It is a transcript of the gene ppwd1, whose product is annotated as peptidylprolyl isomerase domain and WD repeat containing 1. Gene Ontology annotation, molecular function: peptidyl-prolyl cis-trans isomerase activity; protein binding. The coding region runs from base 27 to 1907 and encodes 626 amino acids. The transcript has 11 exons. The record is from RefSeq and is a predicted model, not a curated record. NCBI's taxonomy places the organism in Eukaryota, Metazoa, Chordata, Actinopteri, Cyprinodontiformes, Rivulidae. Gene Ontology annotation, biological process: protein peptidyl-prolyl isomerization.
CGGGAAGGACCACAGCCUUUGCAGUAAUGGCGACGGAUGAAAAUAAUGUGGUGCUGAAGCGAAAAGCUCACGAUGGCUUGGAUGUAGAUGAGGAAGGAGAAGAUGCAGAGUGGGUUGGACCCAUGCCGAGUGAAGCAACAAAAACAAAGAAACGAAAAGUUCUUGAAUAUGAACGGGUCUACUUGGACAAUCUGCCAUCAGCUGCCAUGUACGAGCGGAGCUACAUGCACCGAGAUGUUAUCACGCAUUUAGUUUGUUCCAAGACAGACUUUGUCAUCACCGCCAGCCAAGAUGGCCAUGUCAAAUUUUGGAAAAAGAAAGAGGACAAUGGAAUAGAGUUUGUGAAACACUUUCGAAGCCAUCUUGGUGUGAUGGAAAGCAUUGCUGUCAGCGCUGAAGGAGCUCUUCUCUGCUCUGUUGGUGAUGAUCAGGCCAUGAAAGUAUUUGACGUGGUCAACUUUGACAUGAUCAAUAUGCUGAAGUUGGGAUUUCAUCCAGGCCAGUGUGAGUGGAUAUACAACCCUGGAGAUGCUAUUUGCACUGUGGCUUGCUCAGAAAAAUCCACAGGGAGGAUCUUUGUGUAUGAUGGAAGAGGAAGCAACGAGCCCCUUCAUGUCUUUGACAAAAUGCACUCUUGUCCUCUGUCCCAAAUUCGCUUGAAUCCCAAAUUCAGAGUCAUUGUGUCGGCUGACAAAGCAGGAAUGCUCGAAUACUGGACAGGCCUUCCGAACGAAUUCAAAUUUCCCAAACACGUGGACUGGGAGUACAAAACAGACACUGAUUUGUAUGAGUUUGCAAAACAUAAAACCUAUCCUGUUAGUCUGGCCUUCUCCCCUGAUGGGAAGAAAAUGGCCACCAUAGCUUCUGACAGGAAAGUGAGGAUUUUCCGUUUCCUGACUGGAAAACUGAUGCGAGUGUUUGAUGAAUCUUUAACAAUGUUCACAGAGUUGCAGCAGAUGAGGCAGCAGCUGCCCGACAUGGAGUUUGGGAGGCGAAUGGCUGUGGAGAGGGAACUUGAGAAGGUGGAUGCUGUCAGACUGACAAAUAUUAUCUUUGAUGAGACGGGCCACUUUGUUCUGUACGGGACUAUGCUGGGCAUCAAAGUCAUCAAUGUAGAAACCAACAGAUGUGUGCGAAUCCUUGGAAAGCAAGAGAAUAUCCGAGUGGUUCAGCUUUGCUUGUUCCAGGGGGUUGCAAAGGCCAUGAAUGUGGCCCCCACAGUGGAAAUGAAGGCCUCUGACAACCCCGCCCUGCAGAACUUGGAGCCCGACCCUACCAUCUUCUGCACUGCCUUCAAGAAGAACCGCUUCUAUUUGUUCACAAAGAGAGAACCAGAAGACACAAAGAGUGCAGACUCUGACAGAGACAUCUUUAACGAGAAGCCUUCGAAGGAGGAGGUGAUGGCUGCCACUCAGGCUGAGGGUCCCAAGAGAGUGUCUGACAGCGCCAUCAUACACACCACCAUGGGAGACAUCUACAUUAAGCUUUUUCCUGUGGAGUGCCCAAAAACUGUGGAGAACUUCUGCGUUCACAGCAGAAAUGGAUACUACAAUGGACAUAUUUUCCACCGAGUCAUUAAGAGCUUCAUGAUCCAGACAGGAGACCCCACUGGCACAGGCAUGGGAGGAGAGAGCAUCUGGGGGGGGGAGUUCGAGGACGAGUUUCACACCACCCUGAGACACGACCGCCCGUACACGCUCAGCAUGGCGAAUGCAGGACCCGGCACCAACGGCUCCCAGUUCUUCGUCACCGUGGUCCCAACUCCUUGGCUGGACAACAAACACACCGUGUUUGGAAGGUGCACUAAAGGCAUGGAGGUGGUCCAGAGGAUCUCCAAUGCCAAAGUCAACCCCAAGACAGACAAACCGUAUGAGGACAUCAGCAUUAUCAACAUCACCAUAAAGUGAUCGUCGCUCUGUCUUGUUCUGUACAGUGAUGGUUAUUUUUUACUGACUCAUUAAAGAUGGUUUUAAUGGAUUGUAGGAAAUGUUAAAAGUUGAAAUGAGAAUGAA